This is a messenger RNA of Rotaria sordida, 1755 nucleotides long. Lineage: Eukaryota; Metazoa; Rotifera; Eurotatoria; Philodinida; Philodinidae. The record is from the annotation of a GenBank genome assembly.
AUGUCUAAUACAAUGAUACCUUGGCUUUGUUUAUUACCUGUGGAAAUUCUACAUCAUAUAUUUGAUUGUCUCGAUGCAUCAACAAUACUAUUUUCAUUACGUUGUACUUGUCGAAGAUUAAAAACAAUUGUUGAUAGUUAUGAUCGAUAUGUUCUUGAUUUUCGAUCGAUAUCGAAGUCUGAUUUUCAAUUAUUAUGUUGUUUGAUUAAUCCACGAAAAGUUAAAUCGUUAAUACUUUUUCCUAAAGAUGAAACAUCAGAUCAACUUGAAUUAUUUAUGACAUAUUUUCGUAUUCAAGAAUUUACUCGCCUUCGUUCAUUAACUUUAAUUGAAAUUGAAGAACGUCAAUUGAAAGUUCUUUUAAAACGUUUUUGUAUUCCUUCAUUAACUUCAUUUUCAUUUAAACUUGGAAAAUAUGAUGAUCGUCGUACAAAUACAACAGCAACACUUCUAUCAUCUAUUAUUUCACAAGCAAAUCUGCAUCAUUUAAAUCUUGAACUUCGCUCAACUCGUAUAGAAAAAAUGAUUUGGCCUGCUCAAUGUUUAAUUAAAUAUUUAAAAAUUGGUUCGUGUGAUGAAUUUUCUCAGAUUUUUACAAUUCUUCGAUGUUCACCUCAUUUACAAACAUUUGUUAUAAAAUUUUCAAGUUAUGUCGAUGAUACAAUUAUCUCAUUGGAUUCUUUUCGAACAUCUUUCCAACAAUUAACUUCACUAACAUUAGAAAAUCUCCGUGCGAAUGUUAAUAAUCUUGAAUUAUUGCUUUCAUCGAUGACUUCAUUGACUUAUUUAAAAUUAAUUGGUUUAGGACAUUUUUUAAAUGGUAAUCGAUGGGAACAAUUUAUUCAAACGAAUCUACCAUGUUUGAAAAAAUUUGAACUUUUCGUUCAGGAAUGGAAAGAUGUUGAUUAUACUUCAGUUGAUAUUGAAGCAAUUAUAGAAUUAUUUCGAACAUCAUUUUGGAUUGAACAUAAAAAAUGGUUUUUCACAUGUGAAACUAUUGAAUUAUGGCCACGAGUAAUCAAACUCUAUUCUAUUCCACUUUGUAUAUCUACGUUGACUUAUGAACCUGAAUCUAAUAAAAUAUCAUCAUCAACUUUUUAUUCAAUAAUUAACAACGAUAUGUCAAUUAUGGAUAAUAUUGAUACAAUUGACUUUAAAUUUUCAAAAUUUACGUUGGAUGACAUUCAACAACAGCAGCAAAGUCUGCAUGGUCCCUUGUUUCGCCGAAUAACAAACCUCGAACUUGAUUACUAUGUCCAACCAAUACCCAAUUGGGCUUCAUUCAUUUCAAUACUCGUUGAUCUGACAACAGUCACUCAAAUCAAAUUAACCGGGAUCAGAAUUUUUCAGGCUCAUCCAAAUAUAAUAACGGAUCUUAGUACUUUACUUCAACAAGCAUGUAGUCUUACUUCAUUAGACAUAUGUUGCAACUAUGAUAGUAGACGAUCAAAGUUAACUGCACAGGAUAUAUAUUCAAUGACACCAUCACAUGUUAAACAUUUGGCAGCGUCAAUUAAAAAUUUAAAUGAAGUUAAAAUUUGUCUCACAAAACUCCAACAUUUAUUAACUGCUAGAUUCUUCUAUAGGAGUAGUUCAUUUUCGAAUGUAGUUGUCGAAUGGUUGGAACAAGAGAAAGCUGGUUCAUCAUACUUUGUAGGUGCUGUUUUUACAAAAGUAUGGCUCGUACAAAGUAAUAAUCAAUUUAAAUUAGUCAGAAUUGGAAAUAAACGUAUUAAACUCACUGUUGAUCAUUAA